This is a messenger RNA of Nematostella vectensis (starlet sea anemone), 1122 nucleotides long. Its product is annotated as cAMP-dependent protein kinase type II regulatory subunit. The record is from RefSeq and is a predicted model, not a curated record. Bases 1 to 1122 code for a protein of 373 amino acids. Gene Ontology annotation, biological process: regulation of protein phosphorylation. Gene Ontology annotation, molecular function: cAMP-dependent protein kinase regulator activity. NCBI's taxonomy places the organism in Eukaryota, Metazoa, Cnidaria, Anthozoa, Actiniaria, Edwardsiidae. The transcript has a single exon. Gene Ontology annotation, cellular component: cAMP-dependent protein kinase complex.
AUGGCUACAACUCCACAGUUUAGUAUCCCCCCAGGAUUAUCGAGCUUAUUGGAGGAGUUUGUGGUUAAAUGCAUACAGGAGAACCCAGAAGAUAUUGUCGAAUUUGCAGCCGAUUAUUUCAAUAUGUUGAAGCGAUUCAAGGAAAAGAAAGCCGCUAGCAAGCAAGCAGCACAGUCAAAGAAAGAGAGCGAAGAUAAAGAAGACCUGGCCCCUGCCGAACAACCGAUCAUAAAGGGCAGAUCUCGCCGUGCGGCCGUUUCAGCCGAGCCAUACAACCCGAAUGAAAACGCUGACUUUAAGGCGAAGUUCUACCCAAAAUCUGAGGAACAACGCAACCACCUCAAGAAAAAAUUGCUUGAGCUUUGGUUUCUCGAAAAACUUGACAGAGAAGAUCUAGAUGUGAUUUUGGACUCGAUGUUCGAAAAGAAGGUUUCUCCCGAAGAGAUAAUUAUAAAAGUAGGCGACAAAGGCGAUAACUUCUAUGUCAUAAACACAGGGGAAUAUGAUGUAUUCGCCUUGGACAAAAGUACAGGAGCAUCUAUCAAGGUCCACACGUUUAAUGGUACCGGUAUGUUUGGGGAGCUAGCUUUAAUGUACAACUGCGACCGAAAUGCUACAAUAGUCGCCAAAACCGAAGGCACGCUAUGGGCCCUCGACCGUUCCACGUUUGUGCAGGUUGUUGUUGGUGGCGCGCAGAGGAGACGCGAGCGUAACAUCGAAUUGUUGAAGAGCGUAAGCAUUCUCAAAGAGCUCGAACCAGAAGAAUUAGAUAAACUAAGCGACGCACUGUACCCUAAAGAGUUUAAAGACGGCGAAGCAGUGAUCAGGGAAGGGAAUGAGAUUGCAGACUGUAUGUAUUUUAUCGAGAAAGGGAAAGUACGCGUGACAGUGAAAGAUGGCGAGGUUGAGAAGACUGUGGAGUUCGAUAAAAAUUACUUUGGCGAGCUCGCUCUAGUCAUGAAUCAACCCCGAUCUGCUUCGGUCUAUGCUGUUGGGGGGUGUAAAUUCGCUAGCCUAGAAAAGGAAGCGUUUGAGCGCAUCAUGGGUCCUUGUAAGGAAAUUAUGAAGCGAAACGCGAAGGAAUAUGAAGAGCAAAAGAAGAAACUUGGUAUUGGGAUGUAA